CUGCUCGUCGUGAUAAUGUAAACGGCGAUGAGGCCAAACGGAGCGUCAGUCAGUAAACACCAAAAUGGACGAUGAUCUGUUCCAACUGAGACAGCUGCCUGUUGUUCGCUUCCGUCGCACUGGUGAGAGCACACGCUCUGAAGAUGAUGUCGAGAAUAGAGAACAGGUUAUCAGGAUCGCAGAGCAGACUGACUUGGAGUCUGUGGCACUUGCAGACGGAGCUCCUGUUCCUCGGGAGUUUGCCAAUCCAACUGAUGACACAUUCAUGGUAGAAGAUGCCGUCGAGGCCAUCGGCUUUGGGACGUUUCAGUGGAAACUCUCCAUCCUCACUGGUCUAUCGUGGAUGGCUGAUGCGAUGGAGAUGAUGAUCCUCAGCAUCUUAGCUCCACAGCUCCACUGUGAGUGGAGGCUGCCCAGCCUCGAGGUGGCACUGCUAACAUCGGCAGUGUUUAUUGGGAUGAUGAUCAGCUCCUCUUUGUGGGGAAACAUAUCAGACAAAUACGGCAGAAAGACAGGUCUCAAGAUGAGCGUGCUGUGGACUAUGUUUUAUGGCGUGAUGAGUGCAUUUGCACCUAUUUACGGUUGGAUCCUCUUCCUCCGUGCAUUGGUGGGUUUUGGCAUUGGAGGAGCCCCACAGUCGGUGACACUGUACGCUGAGUUCCUGCCUAUGAAGUCCAGAGCUACAUGCAUCUUACUGAUCGAGAUAUUUUGGGCACUGGGCACUGUGUUUGAGGUCCUCCUAGCGAUCCUGGUGAUGCCCACUCUGGGCUGGCGUUGGCUGCUUGGCCUUUCCACAAUUCCUCUCUUCAUCUUCGCCAUACUGUGUUUUUGGCUGCCAGAGAGUGCUCGAUAUGACGUGCUGACAGGAAAUCAGGAGAAAGCUCUGGCCACUUUGAAGCGCAUCGCUACAGAAAACGGAGCACCCAUGCCACUGGGAAAACUUAUUGCUGCCAAACAAGAGGACCGUGGAAAGAUCCGAGAUUUAUUUUCAUCACACUUUCGCUGGACAACAGUUCUGCUGUGGUUCAUUUGGUUCGCCAAUGCCUUCUCUUACUACGGACUGGUGCUACUCACUACAGAGCUGUUUCAGGAGGGAGGUGCUUGUGGAAUGUCCAAAGGUAACAAGAUGGAGCCCCGCUGUAGCUUGGAGUGUAAAUAUCUGAACUCUGAUGACUACAAAGACUUGCUGUGGACCACCUUAUCUGAAUUCCCAGGACUGCUGGUGACACUGUGGGCUAUUGAUAGACUGGGAAGGAGGAAGACCAUGGCGUUGUGCUUCUUCGUCUUCUCGAUGUGCAUCAUUCCACUCUACGGCUGCGUUGGGAGAGUAUCCAUGACAGUGUUGAUAUUCAUCGCCAGAGCUUUCAUCGCAGGGGGAUUUCAGGCUGCCUAUGUGUACACUCCAGAGGUGUACCCAACAGCAACCAGAGCGUUAGGUCUGGGAACAAGCAGCGGAAUGGCCAGAGUCGGUGCCCUCAUUACACCUUUUGUUGCACAGGUGAUGUUGGAGUCAUCAGUGUACCUGGCUCUGUCCGUGUACUGCUGCUGUUGCCUCCUAGCUGCCAUCGCCUCCUGUGCACUGCCAAUUGAGACAACAGGCCGUGGCCUGCAGGAGUCCAGCCACCGCGAGUGGGGCCAAGAGAUGGUGGGCCGGGCCUCCUCCCUCAGCUCAGGGGGAAUCCCUCCCUCCAGCUCCGGCUCGCAGGGCUGAGGACACGUCUGCUAGAGGACAACUGAGAGAGGUGACCACAGCGAGGAAAAGAGGCAAGGACAGGCAGAAAGAAGCUGGACCAGCUUUUUGUGUCCGUCUCCAGUCCCAUCCUAUGACUCCUCAAUUUAGGCACCACAGUGGCUUCAGAGAGCCAGGCAGCACCAUAUUAUAUAUUAUAUUAUAUAGUCUUCAACCACCAUUGCUGUCACAAUUUUGCCACUGAAUAACUGCACACAGGGUAACUGGAAAGACCAAACGACCUACAUGAGUGCAAGAUUGAGAAAAUAAAUGGUGGAUGACGUGCAAAACAUUCUCGGACAAGCAAGAAUUCAAACACUUCAAGUAAAGUAUUUGAAUCCUGCUUUUCUAAUGCAAGAGUAGCAAAGGAGAGUACAGAGGAUAAAAGUGCGAGCUUCAAUUAACCAUCCUCUUUUCAAAGAGCCUUAAAAACUACCUAUUCUGUUUGUGUUUGAGAGACCCUCUCAGAAAGCUGUUUGUUAACAAAGAGCAUCAUCCUGUGCACAAAAAUUGUCUGUUUGAACACAAAAGCUUUAUAAAAAGUGCAUCACUGGAGUGAGGAACAGUUCCACAUCAUCAAAUCGACAGACAGUUAGAUUAAAAUAACAAUAAGGUCUGGGGUUACUUCAUUUAAGA
Plectropomus leopardus (leopard coralgrouper) is the source of this 2365-nucleotide messenger RNA. RefSeq names its product SV2 related protein a (gene svopa). Gene Ontology annotation, molecular function: transmembrane transporter activity. The record is from RefSeq and is a predicted model, not a curated record. Gene Ontology annotation, biological process: transmembrane transport. Gene Ontology annotation, cellular component: membrane. NCBI's taxonomy places the organism in Eukaryota, Metazoa, Chordata, Actinopteri, Perciformes, Serranidae.